UUUUUUUUUUGGCCCACCUCUUCUUUCUUUCAUUCGCCUGCCUGCCUCGAUUCGGCUCUCAACAACACCCGGCAAAAGUGCGUCUAGACACUUUAAACUCGGACAUGUGAAGAGAAAAGUUUAUAAUUCUAGCUACCAACAGUGAACGAAGCGGGGAAAACACCAAAAAGUGGAAGAGUUUGAACGUCAGCUUUAACACCAGCCUUCCUUUGGCGUUUUUUUUCUAAUUGCUACGCGGAUUUAAGAAAACUAUGCUGACCGCUUGGAUUAUGGAUUAUGAAGAACGAUCACAAUUGUACAGAUUGCCUUGAAUAACUGCGAGAUUACACAUCUUUUCAUGCACCUUUCCUAAAUCCAUCUCAUCUCAUCUCCUCUCCUCACAUCCGUGUGUUUCGCACUACUGCUGAAAAAGUAGAUUUCAAAAACCUUGCUGUAUUUUAAAUAAGAGAAGGUACACCAUCAUCUUGAUCCGACUAAAGAUGUUGUCCGGGCUGAGAGAGUGGUUCUGGAACGAGAGGCUAUGGUUUCCAGAAGGCCUGGGCUGGGCCAACCUGGAGGAUCGCGAUGGUGUCAUCUACUCCAAAGCAUCUGACCUUUGGGUGACCCUACCCAUCGCCCUCGUCUUCCUUAUCAUACGACAGGUCUUUGAAAGGACGGUGGCCGUUCGUAUGGCCACAGCUAUGGGCGUAAAGGAGAAAACCCGAGUGCGAGUGGCUCACGACCCUAUAAUGGAGUCGUACUUCAGGAUCACAAGUAAAAAUCCCAAACAGGGCGAAAUCGAGAGUUUAGGUAAAAAGACCGGGUACUCAGAGAGACAUAUCCACAGAUGGUUCCGGCGACGACGGAAUCAAGAGAGACCAAACCAGCUGAAGAAGUUCAGAGAGGCCAGUUGGAGAUUUACCUUUUACCUUCUUGCUUUCAUUGCUGGCCUUGCUGCACUUAUUGAUAAACCUUGGUUCUACAAAAUGGAGGAGAUGUGGGCAGGGUUUCCAAUGCUACCGCUGCUGCCUUCUCAGUACUGGUACUACAUGAUCGAACUAGGGUUUUACAUGUCUCUUCUCUUCAGCGUGGCGUCAGACGUCAAGCGAAAAGACUUUAAAGAACAAAUCGUGCACCAUGUUGCCACCAUCUUGCUGAUUAGUUUCUCCUGGUGUGUGAACUACAUCAGAGCAGGAACCCUCAUUAUGCUGGUGCACGACGCCUCUGACUAUCUGCUGGAGUCUGCCAAGAUGUUCAACUAUGCCGGCUGGAGAAAAGCGUGCAACUAUAUAUUCAUCUUAUUUGCUGUCGUCUUCAUAAUCACCAGACUCAUCAUCUUCCCGUUUGGGAUCAUGCGUUGUACCUGGGUGUAUCCAGUGACUAUUUAUCGUCCGUUCUUUGGGUAUUACUUCUUUAACGGGCUGCUGUUUGUGCUGCUUUGUCUGCACAUCUUCUGGGCCAUACUCAUCCUGCGUAUGGCUAUCAAAUUCUUGCCAGGCAAUAAUAUCGUGGAGGACGAGAGGAGUGACAAAGAAGAAACGGAGUCUGAGGAUGACGAGGACGGCGAGACACCAAUGAAAAACGGAGCAGUGCAGAACGGCCACUCUCCCUUAAACAACAACCAUCACCGCAAGAAUGAGUGAUGCUUUCAGAGACGAGAGAAGAGGUACAACACUCCCCUUCAUGUGCACAUGGACGAGAGAGACCAACAAACUAACGUCAGGGCUGUUUGAUAGAUUGAAAAGGCCCAGAGCAAACAAACACACACAUAAUACACAUGUAGUAUAUGUGAUACUAAUUUUUGGAAACAGAAAUACUUUAAAAAAGAGGACCAAAAUAACCUCUUACCCUUUGCAUACUAUUCAAAACACUAUUAGCAGGCACGGUCUCAUUAAAUAACCUUUUUGUUUUCAUACGAUCUGUUUAGAUUGUCUAAUGUUAGUGAUUCUCCAGUUUAGUACCUUAUUAGUACAAAGUUGUACUGCUGUUCUUUUUGGGCAUCACACACUGUUAUCCUCCCUUUAGUUGUCAGUAAGUGUUUUUUUUUUCUGGUCAACUGUCAGAUUUCCCAGUAUUUGUGUUCUGAAGUUGCCAGAAACGGACUGGAAUUAUCUGUCUUUCAUGUCCUAUAUGUUCACUUGACAAUAACAGUCUCACCAAGUGACCUUCACGCGCCUGCUUACCUUAUUAAAACACACGUGACCUUCAUCGCAAGUGUGUGUAUACCGAGGGUCUUCCUCGCUGAUCUUUCUCCAAUGCAGUUGCACUAAAAGAUUAUUGACCCAGCUUUGCUUCUUUUAGAGAUACAAAGACUCAAGAUUUGUAAUGCCAUGAUAGCCUGUCCCAAAGUCGAUGAAUCAGUAUGCUGCUUUUUUUUUUUUUUGGGGGGCGUUUAAUGUUUGUCUUGUAACCGUUGUGUCUGUAAUGAAGCAACAAGUGUGUGUGUGUGUGUGUGUAUCAAACUAAUAUUUGUGUUUUGCUCAGCGUGUGUCCUGUAACACAUUUCUGUUAAAUGCUCAUUCUUAGUUAUAUCAGUUACACAUGCAAGUUAUUUUAAAGAUUUUUUUGUUUUGUUUUUUCAUUUAAGAUUAUUUUUAUUUAAGGUCCAGAUUUUUUUAAGCAAGCCUGAAAAGCUGAUAAUUUAUGCAGUACGGGGAAAAUUGCUUUGUAAAAAAACAACAACAACAAACUACUUGGCAGCAAACCUGCAGUUUAUGUUUUUGUCUCUUCCAUUAAUAUGAUAAAUUAUUUCAAUAAUCAGUAUUGACUGUUGGAUGCACUUUGUAACUCUGUCUUAUGUAAAAUGCAUUAUAAUGAUUGUGUUUUCAGCUAACUUUUUGACAUAACUGAACCUCUGGUUUGCAUUUGUGGUAUUUAUUGGAAAUAAAUUCCAUAGUUUUCAUUAAAAAAGAAAGAAAAAAAAGUUCAAUUAUGGAAUUAGCCCAGUAUGUUAUGUUUACCCAUUGGCUGCUGCUUUACAUGAGGUCAUAUGAAACUUUAAAGGGAGAGUAUCCCCAAAAAUUCAUCUCAUUCCAACUAAGAUAUUGGGAUACAGACAAAAUUUGGAUAUCAUUGAUUGUAUUGUAUGGACAAAAACAAAAGAAUUUUUUUGUGUUCCACAGACAGGAUAGUGAAGAAAUGAUGGCAGAACGUUUUUUUUUUGUUUGUUUUUUUUAGGUGAACUGUCCCUUUAAGUUUCAUAGUCAAUUGUAAGGUCAGGUUUAACAAUUAUCUCUUAUUAUUAUAAUUGCGCAACAGUUUUACAAAUUGUGGUCCACUUUUUUAUUUUGUUUUGUUUUUUAUCAUUAUAUAUGAAAGUCAGUUUCAAUACAGGUGCACUUUUGCAAGUGGAACGAGACAUCUGGAUAGGCUUCUUUUAAGUUUCCGAAUGUUUUCACAAGUGCCUUAUUUGCAAAUGUUUAUUUGUGUUGUUUCCAUGUGUGCUUGUUUUUCCUUGUGUUCUUCACCUCAUCACCUUUAGAUUUUAAGCUUGACCAUCCUCCUCUCUCUCACUCCUCCUCUGUUUACAUACAUUCAAAUUCAUCUCUCCUUGUGGCCCAGUGCCAAGACCAAUCCCCCCACCAUGUCCCGUCAACUCUGGGUCUACUGUUUGAUCAGUGUCCAAACUGCCUGUGUUUUAUGUUGUAUUUUGGAUUAUGUCAUCAGUCGAUGAUGAAAGAUAAAGAUUCUUGUUGAUGACAGUU
This is a messenger RNA of Pimephales promelas (fathead minnow), 3683 nucleotides long. RefSeq names its product ceramide synthase 2a (gene cers2a). Gene Ontology annotation, cellular component: membrane. The record is from RefSeq and is a predicted model, not a curated record. Gene Ontology annotation, molecular function: sphingosine N-acyltransferase activity; DNA binding. NCBI's taxonomy places the organism in Eukaryota, Metazoa, Chordata, Actinopteri, Cypriniformes, Leuciscidae. Gene Ontology annotation, biological process: ceramide biosynthetic process.